Carassius auratus (goldfish) is the source of this 1278-nucleotide messenger RNA. RefSeq names its product acidic leucine-rich nuclear phosphoprotein 32 family member A-like. Bases 111 to 887 code for a protein of 258 amino acids. Lineage: Eukaryota; Metazoa; Chordata; Actinopteri; Cypriniformes; Cyprinidae. The transcript is spliced from 7 exons. The record is from RefSeq and is a predicted model, not a curated record. Gene Ontology annotation, molecular function: histone binding. Gene Ontology annotation, biological process: regulation of apoptotic process. Gene Ontology annotation, cellular component: nucleus.
GUAAGACUCGCAAUAGCUAGUUUGUUAAGAGGCUAUAGCUGAAUGUGCAGCAAAGACUCUCAAGUCUAACUGCGCUCUUUGGUUUAAAUACUCAUUUAGAGUUCAGUAAGAUGGAUAUGAAAAAGAGAAUUCACCUGGAGUUGCGGAACCGGACGCCGUCAGACGUGAAAGAGCUUGUGCUCGACAACUGUCGGUCAAAUGAGGGCAAAAUCGAGGGCCUCACUGAUGAGUUUGAGGAACUGGAAUUUUUAAGCACAAUCAACGUAGGCUUAACAUCAGUCGCCAAUUUGCCCAAGCUAAACAAACUCAAAAAGCUUGAGCUUAGCGAUAACAGAAUCUCAGGGGGUCUGGAGGUCCUGGCAGAGAAGUGUCCCAACCUCACCCAUCUCAACCUCAGCGGCAACAAAAUUAAAGACCUCAGCACCAUCGAACCCCUGAAAAAAUUGGAGAGCCUCAAAAGUUUAGACUUGUUCAACUGUGAGGUGACAAACCUGAACGACUACAGAGAAAAUGUUUUCAAGCUGCUCCCUCAGUUGACGUAUCUCGACGGCUAUGACAAAGAGGAUAAAGAAGCGCCCGACUCUGACGCCGAAGCUUAUGUCGAAGGCCUAGACGACGAUGAGGACGAUGAAGACGUUUUGUCUACAGAGGGAGAAGAGGAGGAGUAUGAUGAAGAUGCAGCUCCAGGAGAUGAAGAUGAGGAAGAGGGAGAGGAGGAUGACGAGGAAGAGGGAGAAGAGGAGGAAGAAGAGGACAUCAGCGGAGAGGAGGAGGAGGAGGAAGAGUUAAAUGACGGCGAGGUAGAUGAUGAGGAAGACGUUGAGGAAGAGCGGGGUCAGAAGAGGAAAAGAGAGCUGGAUGAGGAAGGGGAGGAAGAUGAUGACUGAACAUGCACUCCCCCCAUUGUGAUCGGAGCGUUUAACCCCUGUAUAUCUGUCCUAUUGUCACUCUGCGAUGGUUUGGGGAGGUAUUCAAAUGGUAGGGGGUGGGUUAGUAUAAACGAGGACACCGUUUAAAUAUUUGUUUUUAGCUUUUUUGUUGUUGAUGUUGUUGUUGUUUUCUUAUGGUUUGGUUUGUACUUUCAGUUUGAUUCCCUUCAUUUUCUCCGAAAGCUCUUCAAAUGGCUGACAACACAGUGUGGAAAAUUAUCAUUGUUGAAAAAAAAAAAAAAGACCAGUAUGCUCUUGUAAUUUUUCCCUUGUCUUUACUGUUGAUGCCUAAAUGCUGGUGAUGACUUGUGUAUUAAAAAAGAAAAAAAACAAACAACCAAAAACCUUU